GAAGCCUUUUGCGAAGGAUUGCAUGUAGCUUUGAGCUUUGCUUGCUUUUGAUCGCUCCUUUACCAAGUUACCAGGCAAGAUGGCACCCGUCACCGCUGUGAUUGUGGGAGCAGGGCAUCGUGGCCAGGGCUACGGACAGUACGCCCUUGAGCAUCCAGAUUUGUUUCAGAUCGUGGGCGUGGCUGAGCCAACCGAGGUGCGCCGCCAACGCGUCGUACAAAACCAUGACGUUCCAGAAGCACACACCUUUGAAUCGUGGGAAGCAGCCGCUGCCGUACCCAAGUUUGCCGAUGUGGCCAUGAUCACCACACAGGACCAGAUGCACAAGGCUCCUGCAGUGGCCUUUGCCAAGUUGGGCUACCACAUCCUGCUGGAAAAACCCAUGGCCGUUACCGCGGCGGACUGCCGAGCCAUCGCCGAGGCCUGUGAAGCCAACGGCGUGAUGCUCUGCGUUUGCCACGUCCUACGAUAUUCGCCCGUCAAUCAGCGUCUGCGCCAGCUGGUAGCUGAUGGGACCAUCGGCGCCUUGAAAAACAUUUCGCACACCGAACCCGUGGGCUACUUUCACUUUGCCCAUUCCUUCGUCCGAGGCAACUGGCGCCGCGAGGACGAGAGUUCUUUUGCUCUCAUGGCCAAAUGCGUUCACGAUGUGGACCUGAUCCGGUGGUGGUUUGGUGGUAUCAAGUGUACGGGCGUGUCCAGUUUUGGCUCCUUGAGCGAGUUUCAUUCAAAACGCAAGCCCGCUCAAGCCGCAGCACGCUGUCUCGAUUGUCCCCUGCAAGACAGUUGUACGUACUCGGCCAAGCGCAUCUAUAUGGAGAAGGGAUGGUUUGCCUCCCACAUUACAGACAAUGCACGCGACCCGCACGAGGUGGAAAAGGCUGUACGGGAAGGCCCAUACGGCCGCUGCGUGUGGCAGUGUGACAAUGAUGUUGCGGACAACCAGGUUGUAUCCUUCCAAUUUGAAGGUGGUGAAACGGCAACGCUGUCCAUGAUUGCCUUUACAGAAAAGCUGUGUCAACGUGAAACCACCUUCUAUGGCACAGAAGGACAGCUCCGCUGCUAUGAUAGCUCCACCAUCGAGCAUUUUGACUUUGGCACACAACAACGGCCUCUGCUUCGGUGCCUUCUCUCUGACAACCUCACGGAUGGGCCAACUUUUGUGGAUCUGUAG
Monosiga brevicollis MX1 is the source of this 1174-nucleotide messenger RNA. RefSeq lists its product as uncharacterized. The transcript has 10 exons. NCBI's taxonomy places the organism in Eukaryota, Choanoflagellata, Craspedida, Salpingoecidae. The record is from RefSeq and is a predicted model, not a curated record. The coding region runs from base 80 to 1174 and encodes 364 amino acids. Gene Ontology annotation, molecular function: nucleotide binding.